This is a messenger RNA of Cladophialophora psammophila CBS 110553, 519 nucleotides long. RefSeq lists its product as uncharacterized. NCBI's taxonomy places the organism in Eukaryota, Fungi, Ascomycota, Eurotiomycetes, Chaetothyriales, Herpotrichiellaceae. The coding region runs from base 1 to 519 and encodes 172 amino acids. The record is from RefSeq and is a predicted model, not a curated record. The transcript has 2 exons.
AUGGUGGCCGCGGACCUUCUCGAGCCACAGCCGGACACUGCUCGUAUGGUACAAUGUUUCCACGGUGUCGCUGAGGAAUUAUCAAAGCUUCCAAACGCGUCUGCGUUAGCUCAAGGCAAUGCCAUUCAACACGCCCUAGCGCAGCUGACCGUUCAGAUUACUCGACUUGAUCAGAAAAUGGUUCGAAUGGAUCAGAGAUUUGACCAGCUCGACAACAAAAUCGACACUCUCACUACUCGAGUCAUUGCAAAGGACGUUUUUGAAUAUAAUAGCUCGGCUCGAGUUCAAAAUUCAUAUCUCACGAGACCCACCGAUCGACUUACACCACGAAUGAGUCCAUUGACGAAUGCCCUCAUCGAAGACUUUCCUGCAAGAUCGAGAGACAUUCCGAAUAUCGAGGGACAGAGACUUGUUUCUAUCCUACAAGAGUUGGGAUUGCCUACCAAUGGAGGAAGAGAAGCUAGAGAGAAACGGUUGGGACAGCACAUCGCGCUUCAACCUACCCCAACUACUGCAUGA